CCUGGAUUUGAAGGGAGGAGCAGUGUGUACAGGACGGCCGCGUGGUGUGUGUGGAUGUGUGCGUGUGUGCGUGCGUGUUCACGUGUCGCCUACAAGCAGCAAAGUUGCCCCUACCAUCCCUGAAGCACGCGAGGGCGGGACGCGGCAGAGGCGGCGACGCGGGGCAGGGAAACGUGCGGCUGGCGUGGUGUGGCGUGGCGGUGCUGGCGUGGUGGUGCUGGCGGUCCACUGUGGCACUCACUGACUCACCGCCGCUCUCCUGGUAGUAGUGGUAGUGGUGGUGGUGGUGAUGCGUGGCGCCAGGUAGUACGGGAGUAGCGGCGCUGUAAACGGAGAGAGGGACCGCGGCUCUUACAAACUACGACAAACACACCACGUUCAGAAAACCAGCGUUCAUUGAUAUUUGGGUGCUACACGUGAUCCUUGAGGCCUUGAGUGUGUGUGUCUGUGUGUCUUUCUUACCCUCUCUGGACUCUUGCCUUGUGGAGGGUGUGCGAGUGGUGUGGUGCUGUGGUGAAGUGAAGUGCUUGUGGUGGUGUUAGUGUUCUGUCUGCGUGUCCUUGUAAGAGGCUGACUGACUGACCGCUAUCAUGUUGCUGGAGGAGUACACUGUGGCUGACAUGACUGGCAGGUACGUCGACGGAGGCUCACCCGAGGUCAUAAAUCUGGACGAGAAAUGCAGGGUGAUGAACAGCGUGCACCGAGAGCCUGACCCGGACGCCAUCAAGAUGUUCGUGGGGCAGAUCCCUCGCUCCAUGGACGAAAACAACCUGCGCAAGAUGUUUGAAGAUUUCGGCGAAGUAUUUCAGAUCAACGUACUGCGAGACAAGGUGACAGGACAGAGCAAAGGUUGCUGCUUCGUCACUUUCUACACAAGGAAGGCGGCGCUGGAGGCACAGAACGCAAUGCACAACAUCAAGACACUUCCUGGAAUGCAUCACCCGAUCCAGAUGAAACCAGCCGACACCGAGAACAGAAACGAACGCAAGCUUUUCAUCGGGAUGCUGAGCAAGCGGUACAGCGAGCAGGACGUGCGGGUCAUGUUCUCCUCGCACGGCACCAUCGAGGAGUGCACGGUGCUCCGAGACAACAACGGCCAGAGCAAGGGCUGCGCCUUCGUCACCUUCUCCACGCGUCAGUGCGCCAUCAACGCCAUCAAGAAGAUGCACCACUCGCAGACCAUGGAGGGCUGCUCCUCCCCACUGGUGGUGAAGUUUGCCGACACACAGAAGGAGAAGGAUGCCAAGCGGUUACAGCAGGUGACCCAGAACCUGUGGAACGUUGCCUCGGCUAACAACCUCGCCGCCUUGGGCCCGCAGUAUCUCGCUAGAGAGAGAGAUCGUGGGAGAGAGAGCGUCUCCUCAGCUAACAACUUGGUCACUCUCGGGCCUCAGUAUCUGGCUUUGCUUCAGCAGCAAAUGGGAAGCUCCACCAAUUCAGGAGCCACAGCCAGCAGCCUUUCCAGCCAGCUUGGGAACUUGCAGCAGCUGCCUUCACUCAAUAAUGUGAGUGUACAGCAGCUUCUGGCUGCAUCUCAGGGCAACUUGGCUACGCAGCAAAUGUUUGAUUCUCCAGGACUGAGUGGCCUCAGCUCCCUAAGCAGCCUCAACCUCCCCACCUCCACCAACGGCUCCCAGGACACCAGUCUGCAGGGCCUUCUAGCAUCCAUGAGCUCUCAAAACACAGGGCUGGGCAUGAACGUGCAGAACCUAGCGUCCUUGGCAGCUAUCACUGGUGGCAGCACGACGGGCCUCCAGGCUCUCACUCAGCCAGGUAUCACACUCCCUACCUCUCCCAGCUCCCCCUUCACUCUCACCACCGACCAAGUGCUGACUGGUCUCACCUCCACCACCAGCGGAUUUGCCAACAAUGUGACAGCUGCUACAGGCUUGGGGGCAGCAGCCUCCUCAAACCCUGCCGGGAAGCAGGUGGAAGGGCCAGAUGGAGCUAACCUCUUCAUCUACCAUUUACCACAAGAGUUCACUGAUCAAGAGCUGGCCCAAGCUUUCUGGCCAUUUGGCAAAGUCAUCUCUGCUAAAGUCUUUAUUGAUAAACAAACAAAUCUCUCCAAGUGCUUUGGUUUUGUAUCAUAUGACAAUGCGUUGGAUGCCCAGCGAGCCAUCCAGCAUAUGAAUGGUCAGCAGAUUGGCAACAAACGCUUGAAGGUGCAGCUGAAGCGAUCCAAAACUGACUGCAAGCCAUACUAACAGCUGCCAUGUUGUGCUGUUCUGCCCCGUGCCCCGUAUUGCCUGCCGUCCGUAUAACAGUGUCUGCGUCCUUCUCCCAUCUUCGUAGCACGUCUCAUACGUACGUAUGUAUACGUAUGUGUAUGCCAUGUGGUUGUAUACUCUUGUGCAGCUACUGUCACGUCACUUACGCUAGCAGAUCACUAACUACCCAGUCAGUCAUCACCUGUCAGCCUACACACCAGGUAGGCUCUGUAACCUCUCAGCUGUGCUUGUCACAAACACAGACAAGCAACCUCACCAUAAGGCUGUCAUUUGCUAUUAUCUGUACAAAGGAAAGAAAUGUUUAAUAUUACAUUUUAAAUAGCUGUUUAAGAGUAAAUAAUGUAUACUGUCCUUUUUAUCCAUUUUUACUGGAUCACCCAUUACUUUAAGGAGAUGGACAAAGAUCAUUACUCGUCAAAGCCUAACUGUCCAGUGUGUGUUGAUGACCAAAAGUUAUGAUAUGACAUUCACUGGUAGCUCCAUGCAUAAGUUACCUAUUCACAGUAACUGGCCCAACCCUCCCAACCUGAAAUUAUUACCACAUUCAGUUUCACUUUCAAGCAAAAGAUCAUAUUUUUUCAAAAGAUGGGAAUCAGUCCCUACCUGGGGCUGGCCGAGGCAGCUCCUAACUCACACAUCAUAUAUAAUGUCCUCAUGUACUUACUAUGUGCCAUGGCUUCUUGAAACGUGUAAACACUAAGCAUUGUGUUUUAGAUAUUACAUGGAAUAUAUGUUUUGUAAAUGUGCUAUCAAAAAUCGGAAUGCAUGCUUAUAAAUAUUCAUAUACUGUCUUGUACUUUCAUGUACUGCACAAAGUGAUCAUUAAUUUUUAUCAGUACAAAAGUAACAACUUUUGUAUAUUUAUUGUAAUCCAAGGUCAAUAUUUUUAUAGCAGUCUUUGCAUUGCUUAACUAGAAAAUUUAUCAGUGUUUGUCUUCAAAGAUUUUCUAGAUUAUAGUAUGACAAAUCUUCCAGUCAUUUCAGCUCUCAUCAACACCUGGCUGGAACACUGGGAGGAGGAGGAGCCUCACCCCACACCCAGGUGUCACUGCCAGCUGGGGUGCACACCAGCUCCCCAGACCCUGGUGUGCACCCCAGCUGGCUACUGACCCCUAUAGUGCCCUCUUUGUAGUAAUCUGAAAUGUAUUGAAGCUGUGCAUAGAGUUGGGCCUUAUAGACAGUAUCGGAUUCCUCUCUGGCACGGUUUAAUUUCAGGCUUAAUGGAAAUAGUAGAGAUGUACUUAAAACAUUUUGAUAAGGGAGAGACUAGUUAUAUGCCUUUGUAGAGCAGUGGGGAGGAGAGGCAGGGUGUGGCUUGAAGCUCUCUUUCAGAUCCUCUCGUUGUUUCUGCUGUUUGGAUUUCCUCGGGAGAGUGUCUGAGGCUGGGCCAAGCAAAGACAUUAACUAGUCUAUCAUUGGUAGUUUCCACAAAGAGGGCAUCCCCUUCAAUAUUGUUAUUGCAUUUUUGUGACUCAUUUUUUUAUUUCAAAACUUUUCUGAGUGGAAAUGAUGAUAUAGUGGAAACUUACCAUGAUCUUACUCUAGUAUUAUUCUUAAUGGAAUUAUCACAUUUUUAUCUAGAAUUUUCUUACAUACUGUGGUUGCUUGCAAAAAUACUUGGUUAUCCCCCUAUUCACUAUUCAAUUAAAUGAGUUGAAAGUACUAGUUUUCCCAUCCUUCAUCAAAGCAACUACUGUGACCCUCCACACGCUGCCUCAAGUACAUUCUAUUGGCUGUAGGAAACGUCAUUAUACUCAGAGCAGACACACAAAGCCUGGGCUCACCCUGAAGAUAGUCUGUCAGAUGACUGUGAUGAGUGACAGGCUGUGUAGAUGAUAGUCUGUCUGGCUCAUAGACCGUAGGAUAACCAAAGAAAAUGUGUUUGUCUAUGUUUGUUGCAGCCCAGAGAUAUGGUAGACUGAGGAGGUGUCCCUGAAGGUCCUAUAUUAAAUUUUGUUCAUGUCUGUUCUCACCAGGAAACUUACUAUACAUGUUAUUUAUUACCAUGUUUUUGGUAUGUUAAUGUUCUUUUUAAUAUGUCUCCUGUGUUUUCUUUCCCCCAUAAGUAUUUUAUUAAAUGAAGUGGGGUGUUCCAUAGUGACUGUGAGGCAGACAUAUUUCACUUGCCUAAAAGGUCAAUGCCAUCUCUGUGCCUUUGUUUUACAUUGCUUACCAUUUUGUGCUUACACUGCAGCUAAGAGGAAGUGUCAGUCCUUGAGUUUCUGUUUACAAGAGACAUUAGAUAAAUACCCUGUUACAAUAUAGGAGAGCUUUCAUGUGUAGGUGGAUGUGCUGUUUAAUGUAGUUGUGUUAAAAAAAAAGAUAUAUAUAUAUAGAAGUUAGGUUUAGAGGGAAGUUUUUGAUUUAUUAUUUUUUCCUUUGAUUAAUGUUGUAUUCAGCAGUAACUAUGGUAAGAAUAUAUAUCUUAAAUGUAUUUACUGUGUUCUGUUGGGUUUGUUUCCAAGAUAAUUAUGUAUGUGUGUAGUCAAUAGCUAGCUGUUUGGUUUUAGUUUGAUUUUUACAGGUUAUUUGAUUUUUCUUCUCUUUGUUUUCCUGUAUGUAACGUGAGCACACCUCAAGCAUCCCUGUUGAUUGUGUUUCUCUCGUGGUGUGUGCACUGCCGGCUCUGCAGGAUGUGGGGUAUAAUUAGUCCAUUCUCUUAAGGCAUCUUACCUUAUAUAGCUUUUUUUUUUUUUUUUUUUUUUUUUUUUUUUUCCAGAGUUAAUUGUAUUGAUAUUUAUUAUUAGAAGUUAUGUGUCCUUAAAUUGGACAAUUAAGGUCAGGUGUCCUUAGUUAUUAUUGUGUGUCACUAGGAAGGUGGUCUCAUUUCUCUGUGUGUUGCAUUUUUCUGCUUUUGUUAACUUACUGUGUGGUAUGAAGAGUUAUUUGAAUAAGGGGAAGUAAUUUUCAAUUAUUGGUUUUAACAUUAAAUUUUGUUUAAUUUUAUCCGAAGACAGAACUUGGCCAAUUUUUGGCUGAUCCUUGAAAAUUCUAGUUUCUUGUACUGUAGUGGAGACAGAGUACCCUCAUGACUGUACUUUUCUACCUUAUGUUGUGGUUAUUAUGUCCUGUGUACCGAGGUGUAGAUGGAGUAGCUUUUAUUACAGUAGGGGCACGUCUUGAUGCUAUUGAAGAGUGAACCAUGAUUUUUGUACAUGGUCCCAUAAAGACCGAGUGUUUGUAAUGCUUCCCCGCCUCAGUAGCCUGGCAGCGCCGUGGCCCUGCCAGGCUGCCUGUACUCAGGAAAGACUCUCCCGUGAGAGCCGUUGUCCUGUCCCGAUUAACCAGAGGACUAACAUUCAGAGAAGAUAUGUGAUUUUUGAGUCAUUGCCACACUGGUAUGUGUCAUUAUUGUUCACGUCAUACAAGGUAUUUUUCCAUUGAUAGUGGAAAUUUAUGUCAGUGGAAGCCCUGUUCACAACCUCUAUAAACUUAAUGCUGGAUGCCAAAAGCAUGGCCCCCCAUUUCAGGCUCUGCAAUGUACUGUGAUUUUAAGACCAGUGAGUGUGCAUUUGUGUAAGUGUUAUGCUUUGUGUGGGUCCCAUAGGAAGGACAAACUUUGCAAGAUGUUUGGCAGGAACUUUUUGUCUUGAUAUAAAAGAGAAAAAACACUUCAGAUACUGUUAACAGGUUUGGGAAAACUAGAUUCCUCGGCAAUGUGUGUGUGUGUGUGCGUGUGUGUGCAUAUGUGCAAGGUGCCUGUACCACCACCACCACCACCACUGCCACACAGGGUCUUGGUCAGAUGGUUUCCUAUAUUUGUCUUCACUACUCAAAGUUGUGAAAUUGGUUGUGUAGGGAUUUUGAAGUGUAUGUUCAGUGCCUGUUUGGGGAGAUAAAUAGUAGUGUAUUGUCUGCUUGCACUCACUCUGAAUGUAUUGGAUGAGAAGUACUGUCAAGUAACUUAGUCAUUGAAAAGUGAACUCGUGUGAAGCUGUAGUGUUACAUUUCUCACCCGUCUUGUGUUUGGUGUGUGUGAGCUGCCUAUACACUCAACACACCUUUCAAAGUAACCUCCUAGUUUGUCAAAGGAAAAAAAAAGCAAACCUCAGUUAAUCUUGGGUGAUUCAGUUUGAAUGAGCAAAAUUACACAUUUCAGGUAGUACUACAAUACAUUCAUAAAUAAAAUGAAUACACUUUUUUGCCUAUCACUUGCUGUUCAUAGUUAAUGACUUCAGGCCCAUUCACACCUGACCGGGGCUGUCCCUGUGCAGAGACUAAGCUGGUGGUGCAAGAGGACAAUACCAACGCGUGAGUAGUUGUAAUUUUCUACUUCCAAACAGCCAACCCGUAAUUUUGUAAUGAAAUGUACAAGGAUAUAGAGGCAGAAGAAUAAAGUAUUUUCAAAGGA
Messenger RNA from Scylla paramamosain (green mud crab), 6582 nucleotides. Its product is annotated as CUGBP Elav-like family member 2. Gene Ontology annotation, molecular function: mRNA 3'-UTR binding. The coding region runs from base 591 to 2207 and encodes 538 amino acids. Gene Ontology annotation, cellular component: nucleus; ribonucleoprotein complex; cytoplasm. Gene Ontology annotation, biological process: regulation of alternative mRNA splicing, via spliceosome; mRNA splice site recognition. The transcript is spliced from 15 exons. The record is from RefSeq and is a predicted model, not a curated record. Lineage: Eukaryota; Metazoa; Arthropoda; Malacostraca; Decapoda; Portunidae.